AUGAUAGCGAUUGUCCUCUGUUUUAGACAGUGCACUGGAGUGACGCAAAUAUCAGAGUGUAGCAGAGAGCAACUUGUUGACACGAAUCAGCUGUCAUUGAAUAUUCAAUCCAUUCUCCCUCAGCUGAAGAGCCUGCAGAACAAUCAGGAGAUCAGAAUUAAGUCCUUGCAGAAGUCAUACAGAGAACAUGAGCAAAUCGUGAUAGAACAAAUGCGUCAAAUGAUCAACUCAAUGCUUGGCAAAAGUGAGAAGGAACAUGAGCAAGAAGAACUGAGUCUGAAAAUACAUUUAGUUGUAGCAGAUUUCGAGAAAAGUGCUUUGAAAGAAAUUACAAAUGAAGUUACAUUCGUAAAGGAUUCAAUUGCAAGAUCUAUCACCAAAUGCACCAGGCUUCAGAAUGACUUGUCUCAACUCCAUGACUCAAUUCAGAAAAUUGGGGAUAAUAAGGAGCUCUGCUUUAUAGCCUGCAUGAAAUGUGAACAAAAAUUACAGCAGGCUUUGACAGAUUUGGGAAAGGCAGGCAAUGUUUUCACUGUCAAGGGGAAGUCUGCACACACAGUGAAAAUAUCAAACGAUUCACACCUAUGCACUAUUACAGCUUGCUGUGCUCUCCAAGACGGACGGGUUCUAGUUCUAGACGAAAGUAAUAAGAAAGUAAAGCUCGUAGACCAGCAGUACCAGGUGGUGAGUCAAUGCGAUGUGACUGCUUAUCCUCUAGACAUGUGCUUGACAACAUCCAAUGAGGUUGCAGUGGCUGUGGACAAUAUAAUUGACACACAUGAGAUCCAGUUUAUCGAAGUCAAUCAGCACCAGCUUCAGACAGGGAGGAAACUUCAGUUUCAACAUAAAUGUAUAUGUGUUGCCCACAACCAAGGAGACUUGUUUAUCUGUUCUUAUACCGCAUUGUACAAGUACUCACUGGGUGGAAAACUGGUCAGCAGACUCUUUGUGGAUCCAUCAGGGUGCGCGGUAAGUCCCAUAGGGGACAAGCUAUACAUCGUCGACCAUUUUAAGCACAAGCUCCUCACCCUGGCCAGCGAUGGAACAGUCCUGGCUACCUUAACAGACCCAGGACUACGAGGCCCAAGUUGUGUUCAUGUCACCCCUGCAGGCCAGGUGCUCGUAUGUGGACAUAAGUCCCGUACUAUAGUGCAGGUGGACAGUAAAAAUAGCAGGAAGCUGAUCACUCUUGCUACAGCGAUGGAUGACGUUUGGAAUCCAUUCUCAGUCUGCUACAGCAGCACCUCAUCCUCAUUCAUUGUUGGACAGUGGAGGAAUAACACGAUCCUGGUAAUUAAAGUGGAAUAG
Molecule: messenger RNA, 1308 nt
Organism: Dreissena polymorpha
Lineage: Eukaryota; Metazoa; Mollusca; Bivalvia; Myida; Dreissenidae
Exons: 2
Coding region: 1-1308 (435 amino acids)
Source: RefSeq, a predicted model, not a curated record